Messenger RNA from Polyodon spathula (Mississippi paddlefish), 2931 nucleotides. Its product is annotated as MICOS complex subunit MIC60-like. Gene Ontology annotation, biological process: cristae formation. The record is from RefSeq and is a predicted model, not a curated record. Bases 129 to 2318 code for a protein of 729 amino acids. The transcript is spliced from 14 exons. Gene Ontology annotation, cellular component: MICOS complex. NCBI's taxonomy places the organism in Eukaryota, Metazoa, Chordata, Actinopteri, Acipenseriformes, Polyodontidae.
GCGCUGUCUGCUUACACUGAGCUGGGGGUGUGGGUAGGUGGUAGUGUGUUGGAAAACCUCACACUAACUCAACGUUUUCUUCCCGUUUUAUGAUGUUCUCCUGAAAGACGGCACAGCUAAGAACAACCAUGCUGCAUGCUUGCAGAAACGCGAGCCGUGCAGUUGCCCAGCAGUGCCUGUGUGAUAAAGCAUCACUCCGUCCUCUACAACCUCUCCGGCGAUAUACAACACACAGGGAAUCUGGUGGUUCUGCAGGAAAAAUUGUUGCGGCCAGCCUUCUGUUUGUUGGGGGAGGAUUUGGUGGCACAAUAUUGUAUGCAAAAUGGGAUCCGAAAUUCCGACAGAAUGUAGAGCAGUCCAUCCCUUACGCUGACAAAGUGUUUGACGUCACCCUUGGCCCCGCCCCUUAUGCAGUGCCUAUGCCAAAGGCAACGACAAAACCAGGCCGAUUACAGAGUUCUUACAUGAGCGAGGUGGUAAAAGAAUCAAAGCAGCCCAAACCAAAGGGAAAGAAGAGUGAACCGGCAGAUGCUCCCCCAGCACCAGCCCCUGUGGAGGAACAGAAGCUGGAAGGGGAGAAGGAGUAUGAGAAAUGUGAGGAGAGAGGACACGAGGUCCUGCCGGCAGUGAAGGAACGCCCGCCUGAGGAGGUGGCAGCCCGGCUCGCCAAGCAGGAUCAAGAGGAGCAGGAGAAGAUUGCCUCUCUGGCGGCGAUGUUGGAGGAGGCUCUGGGCAGCACAGCCAGUCUCACUCUACAGGCCAUUGCUGCCCAGGAUGCUGCUGUACAGUCUAUCAACAGCCACGCCGGGAAGUUAAAAGAGGCUAUGGAAGAAACGGAGGCUUCGGCAGAGCAGAAAUCUUCUCAGUGGCGUGGCCUCGAGGAUGCUCUGAGUGAACGCAGCAAGGCACUGGAUGAAGCUGCUGACACCCUUCUGAAAGCCAAGGAUGGGCUGGAGAAGCUGCGAGGGGUGAUUGAAGAUGCAAAACAGGCUAAUAUCGCCAGAGCCAAGCCACAGAUUCUGUCUGCUGAGGAGAACCUGCACAACAUGCUCGUCGAUCUGGAUAAUGUCGUCAAAAAGGUCCAGGCAGCUCAGUCAGAAGCUAAGAUCGUAGCUCAGUAUCAUGAGCUUGUGGCUGUGGCUAAGGAGCAAUUCCAGAAAGAACUUGAUAGCAUCACCCCAGACAUACAGGCUGGAUGGAAGGGACUCAAGGUGUCAGAUUUAGAUGGCAGACUGACCACAGAUGACCUGAACUCUCUGGUUGCCCACGCUCACCGGCACAUCGACCAGCUGAACAAGGAGCUGGCUGAGCAGAGGGUCCGAGAACAGCAGCACAUCGAGACUACUCUGAGGCAGCAGAAGACUGAGCACAAGAGAGCUCUGGAGGUGGCCGUGGCCAAAGCAUUGGAGCAGUACCGGGCAGAAAUCCAACUGGAGCAAGAUAAGAAGCUCGAGGAGGUGCGGGAGGUGAUGGAGGUUGAGAUGAGGACCCAGCUGCUCAGACAGACGGCCGCCCACACCGACCACCUGAGGGAUGUGAUGAAAGUCCAGGAACAGGAGAUCAAAGCAGAGGUGGAGCAGGAGAUGGCACAUAGGCUGUCUGAGCAAGAAACCCACUUCAGACAUGUAACUCAGGAACAGCUGGAUGAGUUCACCCUGGACAUGAACGCAGCAUACGCCCGGCUCAAAGGGAUCGAGCAGGCAAUUGACAGCCACGCAAUUGCUGAAGAGGAGGCCAGGAAAGCACACCAGCUGUGGCUUUCCGUUGAAGCGCUAAACGACAUUCUAAAGACGACUUUGGGGGACAACCCUACGGAACCUCUUAAUACAUCAGUGCAGGCCAUGAAAGCUAAUUGUGCGGAAAACGAAUUCACCGAGACCUUAAGCACUGCCCUGCCGGAAGUGGCCCUGAGCCGCGGGGUGUACAGCGAGGCCUCCCUUAGGGUGCGCUUCUAUAUCAUCAGGAAGCUGGUCCGUCGAGUCGCCAUGAUUGACGAGACUAGAAACAGCCUAUACCAGUACUUCCUUUCCUACCUGCAGUCUCUCCUCUUGAUGGAACCCCAGCAACUCAAACCCCCAGCACAACUUUCCACUGAAGACCUGGACACGUUCAAGCUGCUCUCGUACGCCACGUACAGCAUUGAGCAUGGAGAUCUGGAGCUGGCAACUAAGUUUAUCAACCAGCUGAAGGGAGAGUCAAGGAGAGUGGCUCAGGACUGGUUGAAUGAAGCUCGACUGACCCUAGAAACUACACAAGUAGUCGGCCUCCUUUCUGCGUAUGCUAAUGCAGUGGGUUUAGGCACAACCCAGGUAGAAUAAUUUACUAAAUAAAUAUUUCAGGCAGCUCCCACUCUCCAAGUAAUAAUUAAAAAAAAAAAAAAAAAAGAUUAACAAAAUUCCUUGUGUAGCCAUUCCUGAAUAAUAUAUACACAAAAGGUAUACCAAUGAGAUUUGUGUAAAGCCCUGUCUAUACAGUGCAACAUUUCCCUUAUGUACAACAUACUGCAUGCAACAGUGUUCUGUUUGCCAGUAUUUUGUUACAAUGCUCUGUUUUUGCUUGAACUUCUGUCUACAAUAAACAGGUUGCGUAAUACAUUCAGCUGUGGCGUACUGUGUAUCCAGGGCUUAGGGUGUGUUUGUGACCUUGAUGCCUCAAGACACAUCAUUGGGAAUUAUCUACCUGCACUAAAGGCACUGUUUUCAAUGCACUGUUGGUGGUGACCUCACUGACCACCUGUCACGGUGUUUCAGUUGUUGGCUAGAGCCGACUCAAUGAAUGCAGGAAUGCUUUGUCUGCACCUUGGUGUAAUGUUCUGAGUUCCUGAUUUUAAUUGAUUGGGCUUUGUGAUGUGAACCUACUUACUUGUUUUCACAUUGUUGUUGAUUCAUUUCCAACCUACUGGUAAAUACCAAUAAAACAUAAACAAAGUUA